This is a messenger RNA of Terrapene triunguis (Three-toed box turtle), 8023 nucleotides long. It is a transcript of the gene NCOA3, whose product is annotated as nuclear receptor coactivator 3. The transcript has 24 exons. Gene Ontology annotation, biological process: cellular response to hormone stimulus; positive regulation of transcription by RNA polymerase II. Gene Ontology annotation, molecular function: nuclear receptor binding; protein dimerization activity. Gene Ontology annotation, cellular component: nucleus. Bases 296 to 4510 code for a protein of 1404 amino acids. Lineage: Eukaryota; Metazoa; Chordata; Testudines; Emydidae. The record is from RefSeq and is a predicted model, not a curated record.
GCUGGUUCCUAUUUAAACUCAGGCAAGGAGGAAAAUGGCGGCGAGGAGCUGAGUGUGGGGGACUUGGGGAAAAGGAGACGCUAGCGAGCUCUGGCUCCCUUCCCUGCACUCAUGAAAAGUAUUUUGAGAAGACCAGUUUAGAAAGCUACCACUACACUAUUUCUGAACAUCAAAAAAGCAGGAGGUGAUUUACAAUGAUUACUGGUCCUGAUGGUCCACUGAAAAGUCUUCUCUGCUUGAAUGUGUGUUAAGGACAAUUGCUGAUGUAAACUCAGUUGGCUGUUGCUCAAUCAAGAUGAGUGGAUUGGGAGAAAACUCCUUGGACAGCUUGACCAGUGAGUCAAGGAAACGCAAGCCAUUGCCCUGUGAUGCCCCAGGACCAGGUCUGAUCUGCAGUGGUGAGAAACGCCGACGUGAGCAGGAAAGCAAAUAUAUUGAGGAGCUAGCUGAGCUGAUAUCUGCUAAUCUGAGUGACAUUGACAAUUUCAAUGUCAAACCAGAUAAAUGUGCAAUUUUAAAGGAAACUGUAAGACAGAUCCGGCAGAUAAAGGAACAAGGAAAAACAGCAUCCUGUGAUGAUGAUGUACAGAAGGCUGAUGUAUCUUCUACAGGUCAAGGGGUUAUUGAUAAGGAUUCAUUGGGACCUCUUUUACUACAGGCAUUGGAUGGUUUCCUGUUUGUAGUAAAUCGAGAUGGGAACAUUGUAUUUGUAUCAGAAAAUGUCACACAAUAUCUGCAGUAUAAACAAGAGGAUUUGGUUAAUACAAGUGUCUACAGCAUCUUGCAUGAAGAGGACCGGAAGGACUUCCUUAAAAACUUACCUAAAUCUGCAGUUAAUGGAGUUGCUUGGACCAAUGAAACACCUAGACAGAAGAGUCAUACGUUUAAUUGCCGCAUGAUGGUAAAAACAUCUCAUGAUCUUUUGGAUGAUGUGGGCAGCAACCAGGACUCGCGUCAGAGAUAUGAAACCAUGCAGUGUUUUGCUUUAUCUCAGCCAAGAGCUAUGAUGGAAGAAGGAGAAGAUUUGCAGUCCUGUAUGAUUUGUGUGGCACGUCGCAUCACUACAGUGGAAAGGGUAUUUCCAACAAACCCAGAAAGCUUUAUUACAAGACAUGACCUUUCAGGUAAACUCGUCAACAUAGAUACAAACUCAUUACGGUCUUCCAUGAGACCUGGCUUUGAAGAUACAAUCCGUCGGUGUAUUCAGAGGUUUUUGUGCCAUAAUGAUGGACAGUCCUGGUCAAACAAACGCCACUAUCAAGAAGCUUAUAUACAAGGCCAUGCUGAAACUCCACUGUAUCGGUUCUCCUUAGCAGAUGGUACUAUAGUGACGGCACAAACAAAGAGUAAACUGUUACGAAAUCCAGGAACUAAUGACCGUCAUGGAUUUGUCUCCACCCACUUCCUUCAAAGAGAACAGAAUGGAUAUCGUCCAAAUCCCAAUCCAGUGGGACAAAACAUCAGAGCAUCUACAGCUGGAAGCACAAAUUCUGUUGGUGCUAUUAUGAACAUGUCACCAGGUCAAAGCAUGCCAAUGCAGAACAGAAACUAUGGCAUGGGAGAUCCCAGUGCGAUGGGACAGAUGAGCGGCAUUAGAUACAUAGGUCCUGGUAAUAUUGGACCCAUCAACUCUGGACCAGGAAUGCAGUCCUCUCCUUAUCAGAACAACAAUUAUGGGUUAACGAUGAGUAGUCCACCACAUGGUAGUCCCAGCUUGACUUCCAGCCAACAGAACUUAAUGAUUUCUCCUAGGAAUCGUGGGAGUCCAAAAAUGGGUUCACACCAGUUUUCUCCAGUUGCAGGUAUGCACUCGCCAAUGGGAGCUGCUAGCAACACUGGCAACAACAGCUUCUCUAGCAGUUCCCUUAGUGCCCUUCAAGCCAUUAGCGAGGGGGUUGGAACUUCCCUUCUAUCAACACUUUCCUCACCGGGUCCAAAAUUGGAUAAUUCCCCAAAUAUGAAUAUAGCUCAGCAAAGUAAAAUGGGCAACCAGGACUCAAAGAGUCCUUCUGGCUUGUAUUGUGAACAAAGUCAAGUGGAGAGUUCUAUGUGCCAGUCAAACAACAGGGACCUCCUUAGUGACAAAGACAGUAAAGAAGGAAAUCUGGAAGGGUCUGAGAGUCAGAGGGGACCAAAUGAAAGCAAAGGUCAUAAAAAGCUCCUUCAGUUACUCACAUGCUCCUCAGAUGAGAGAGGGCAUUCUACGUUGUCAAACUCACCAUUGGAUUCUGGUUGUAAAGAAUCUUCUACCAAUGUUACAAGUCCCUCAGGAGUCUCCUCUUCUACAUCUGGAGGGGUCUCUUCGUCAUCAAACAUGCAUGGGUCCCUGCUACAAGAAAAGCACAGGAUUUUGCAUAAAUUGUUACAGAAUGGUAAUUCUCCAGCAGAAGUAGCAAAGAUCACAGCUGAAGCUACUGGUAAAGAUACCUACCAUGACUCCAGCAAUACAGCCCCCUGUGUAGAAGGAACUAUCAAACAGGAACAACUGAGUCCUAAGAAGAAGGAAAACAAUGCUCUACUCAGAUACCUACUAGACAAGGAUGAUAUAAAGGAUCCACUUUCAAAAGAAAUGAAACUUAAGGUAGAAGGUCUGGAUAAUAAAAUGGGACACUGCAGUAGCUCCUCUAUUCCUACUUCAAGUCAAGAAAAAGAGAUUAAAAUAAAAACAGAACCUUCUGAAGAGAUGAGUGGAGACUUGGAUAAUUUGGAUGCAAUACUGGGUGAUCUGACUAGUUCUGAUUUUUACAAUAAUGCUAUGUCUACAAAUGGGAAUAGUCUUGGAACUAAGCAAACAUUAUUUCAAGGAAAUGCCCCAUUGGGUAUGAGAAGUCCCCAAUCUGUGCAGACUACCCGUCCUCCUUUCAACAGAGCCAUGUCUUUAGACAGCCCAAUACCUGUGGGUUCAAGCCCUCCAGUGAGGAGUGUCAAUGCAUUCUCCAUGUUACAAAAGCAAAACAUCAUGGGUGGGAGUCCAAGAAUGAUCGAGAACCAGGAAAAUUUUGGAUCAAACAUGGGUGGACCCAACAGAAAUAUGGCUAUGAAUCAGCAUCCAGCAGGAGACUGGGUUUUGCCAAGCUCUAAGGUUAACAGACUGGAACCUACAAAUUCUGGUUCAAUGGUGAGACCAGGACCAGACUAUAACCCAUCCCUUCCCAGACCUACAGUGGGUGGCUCCAUGCCUGGUUUGCCCAUCCGGUCUAAUAGCAUACCUGGUACAAGACCAGUGCUACAACAGCAAAUGAUUCAUAUGAGGCCUACUGAGAUUAAUAUGGGUAUGGGAGGUAAUCCUUAUGGGCAAACAGGACCAUCUAACCAGCCAGGAUCAUGGCCUGAUAGCAUGCUGUCCAUGGAGCAAGGACCUCGAGGGUCACAAAACAGACAAUUAGUUAGAAGUUCUUUGGAUGAUUUCUUAUGUCCACCUCCUAACAUGGAAGGCCAGAGUGAUGAAAGGGCUCUUUUAGAUCAACUGCACACCUUGCUGAGUAACACAGAUGUCACAGGACUGGAGGAAAUUGACAGAGCAUUAGGAAUUCCUGAUCUUGUAAAUCAAGGGCAAACUUUGGAACCGAAGCAAGAUUCAUUUCAAGGUCAGGAAUCUGCAGUUAUGAUUGACCAGAAGCCUCCAUUAUAUGGUCAGCCCUAUCAAGGGCAAGGGGCAGCAAUGCCAGGAGGUUUUACUAACAUGCAGGGACAACAGCAAUCCUUUAAUUCAAUGAUGAAUCAGAUGAGCCAACAGAGUAAUUUUCCACUGCAAAGUAUGCAUCCUAGAGCAAGUCUAAUGAGACCCCGAACCAAUACACCAAAGCAGCUCAGAAUGCAACUCCAGCAGAGGCUUCAGGGGCAGCAGUUUUUGAAUCAGACCCGUCAAGCACUUGAGAUGAAAAUGGAAAACCCAGGUACUGGUGGUGCCCCAGUCAUGAGGCCAGUCAUGCAGCCGCAAGUGGGGUCACAGCAGCAAGGUUUUCUUAAUGCUCAGAUGGUGGCUCAGCGCAACAGGGAGCUAAUAAGUCAUCAUAUCAGACAGCAGAGGAUGGCAAUGAUGAUACAGCAGCAACAGCAACAACCUCAGACCUUCAGUCCACCACCAAAUGUGACUGCCUCAGGAAGCAUGGACAGUUCUCUGGCAGGUCCCCCAAUGGCUCAAGUUCCUUCGCAGCAAUUCCCAUAUCCGCCUAAUUAUGGAAUAAGCCAACAACCUGAUCCCACGUUCAGUAGAGUAGCAAGCCCUCCCAACCCAAUGAUGUCAUCAAGAAUUAGAGCCUCUCAAAAUCCCAUGAUGCAGCACUCUCAAACAGCAGCAAUGUACCAGUCCCCUGAGAUGAAAGGCUGGUCAUCAGGAAACAUGGCCAGGAGCAGUUCUUUUCCACAGCAGCAGUUCAGCCAUCAAGGGAGCCCUACAACUUAUAAUCUGAUGCAUAUGAAUGGCAGCAGUGGUCAUAUUGGACAAAUGAACAUUAACACCAUGCCUAUGUCAGGGAUGCCUAUGGGUCCAGACCAGAAAUACUGCUGACACCUAAAACCGUGAUCUCCCAAAGUAGAAUGAUCUAUAUUAAUGAUGAUGCACUAGUAUUACAAAGAAAAGCUACAUAUUCUUCGUGGCAACUAGUACUGGCCUUAUGGAAAUAACUGAUUUUUCCAGCUGAUCACCAAGAUGUCCCAAGUGACUUCAUACAAAAAAGACUUUUUUUUAGUAGAAGCAGUCUCUCUGUAUUACUGUAUAUUGUGGUGUACAAAACAAUGGUCAUAAAUAUUUUUGGCACUCUGCCUCUAGAAAUGUGAAUUUGGGAAUGGCGUUUUAGUAAAUAUGAUGGGUAGACUCUAUGUAUACCACUUCUAUUUACUGUAGCUAUCCAAAGCCCUUUAACUACAGGCAGGCAAAAGUGCCUGGAGAAGUCAUGGUAGAUAAGAAUUCUGAUUUCUCUAGUAAGAAUAUCUGACAGAGAAUGUAGUUCCUAGCCUUGACUCUUUUAUAUUAAUUCCUGAAUACAAAUGCUGCUUUUAACCUCUUAUCCCCAGGAGUCAGGAUUUCCAAGCAUAGUGGCAAUGCAGAAUGAAUUGACAUGUAAUGUUCCAAAAUCCUGCCCAUUGAUGCCAAGGGGGGUUACAGAGAAAAUAAAUUAAAAUUAUUUAAACAUAAUCGUGACUAAUAUUUAAAUUUUGAUGUGCAGCUGAGUGCACUUUAUAAAAGGCUAUAUAACGGAUUAAUGCAAUAUCUUUGAUAAGGAUUAAAUAAACCGAAAGGUAGGGUGUACUCAUGUUCUUUUUCAAAUCCAAUCUUUUAAGAAUUGUUGAUUGAAAAGACUGUGUACUGUAAUGUUUUAUGUUAUUGGAAAUUAGAGCAAUAAUCCUUCAUGUUUUUUGGGGGGAAAAAACCUUCAGAAAAAUCAAGGCAAGGCACUGCAGUCUGAAUCAGAAUUUUGCAGGGUUUUUUUUUUCUUUUUUUGUGAAUAAAUUUUGUAAAUAUGAUCUUUAAGAAUUGUAUUAUAUAUAUGACUUUUGUAGGUCACUAACUCAUUUUUGCAGAGUUUGUGAAGCUAAAUAUUUAACAAAGUUGAUUUCUGUAAACUCAUCUAAGUUGAGGUCCAGAUAGAAGACCUUUCAAAUUUUUUUUUUUUAAUUUAAUGACCUUGGAGUUGGGUGACUUUGGCCCAUAUCUUUUUCUUCUUUGGUCUUUGCCACUUAUUUUAUAUCUUUAACCUAAUAGCUUUUUUAAAAUAUAAUUUGUUUAGGGUUAAGCAAUUGGUUAAUGCUUUCUCCACAUUAAGUGAGCACUUUGUUACAUUUCAUUUUUUAUAUAGGGCAAUUUGACAAAAAAGGCUCCCUGGAUUGUAAGCUGUCAUGACUUUGUCAUAACAGUUCAUGUGGUUUUAUAUAGCCUUUUUAGUUAAUGAGUCCGUAUUGUCAGGACUUUUGGUUAUCUUUAAUGAACCCUAAAUGUUUUUCUAGCAAAGAUGCCUAUUGCUAAGUAUUUCUUGUUAAUUACUUCUCCACCAUCACAUCUUACAGCAAGCAACUCAUUUGUUGUCACAUGACAUCCAGAAAUCUUUAUGGAUAUUAAGCCACAGUUUAACCAAAUGUCUGCACCUCUUUGGAUUGUUCUAAUGUAAUGAAUGUAUUUUCCAAACAAGUGUCUACUAUCAGUAUUCAUGUUAGGUUACAAGUCUAUUCAUCUUUAUCUGUCGACAGGUUGUAUUUUUUGUCCAUAAAACGAAGAUGCUAUUACAGAUUAUCCACUUUCAGACAGAUGGCGAUUGAAACCUGGAAACUUCCAUAAGGGUGUGAACCAGAAAUGUUUUAAGGAAUGUGGUGCUUUUGUUCUAUUGUUCAUUGUGUAAUGGAAAACAGACUUCUCCUGAGUGAGUGAAAAUCAGUGAUUCUGAUCAUUUCUUUUUGGUACUGUAACUAUGAAGUCAUAUUUUGUUUUGCAGUAACUCGAAGGAACUUCCAUGUUCUUCCAUUUUAAUGAAAAUAAUUUUCUGUGCAAAAAUUCACACAACUUUCAUCCUAUAUCUACAGCCACAGGCCUACUCCACAAGGCAGGCAGGCGCAAUAAAAAUCUGCUUUUUAUGCAGCCUAGUCUGUACAAUCAGCAUUGAGAACAUAGAUUUGGCUGUAGUAAUUUAGUUGUUUCCACUCCUCAGUCUGGUUCAGCUGUGUUGUAAUGCAUGACAUUUAAAAGCAUAAGGAACUGUUUUCCCCUUUCUUGCUUUUUAGAAUCCACCUGCUGGUUGAGUCAGUGCAACGUAAUGGGAGUUGAAAGGCAACAAUCCCUUGCUUUUUAUAUUAAAUCAGAAUAGAAUGAUUUUAUAUCUUGUAGUUGUUCAUUAUAUUGAUGGAAGCUGCAAACCUUGAUUGCUUUGACUAGUGAAAUCUUCAGGAUAUGUACUACUUUAUGCUUUUUGCCCUUAACUUUUUUUUUUUUUUUGAGAAUGAUUCUAUUUAUACUUCUAAAAUGUGGUACCUGAUGGAUGUUACAAAAGAUCCUUCUUCCCUCAUCUGCUUUUAGAAUGUUGGUUUUUUCCAGUAAUUACUUUUUGCUGAAUCCAAAGAUUUGUUUUAAUUCAAAUAUGAUAAAAAGAUAAGCCUUUUUAAACCUUUUAAAAUUAGUGUUAUUGAAACCUUUCAAGGCAACAAUCUAAAUAUUUCACCUAGGUUGAAAAGUGUAUUUACUAAACUAAAUAGUCCUUUGAUUUUGGUGGUAUUUGAUAUCUCCAAUGACUGUGUUUUGGUUCUACAGCAGCAAAGUUUUCUGAAUGAUUCAAGAAGCUGUAUAACUAUUUUUGACAAUACGAUUACAGUUUACUAGUGUAACCAGUUGAAUCACUACUGCAUAGCAGACAUAGUCUCACUACAUGCCUGCCAGGUUUCCUGUUGAUUAUAGAAACCAUGUGUUAUAAAAUCCAUUAGCAAUUUUUUAUUCAAUCUCAUCCUAAAUUUGUGCUUUUAACGUGAGGAAUUCAAGAGCAUUUUUUAAAGCUAUAAACAAAACUAUUUGAAUGUUGCACCAAUUAGCACACAUUUUAUUUUAGAUUUUAAGUGCAGAUCGAUGAUAGAAUGAUACAGCAAGUAUGAAACCAUAUAAUUCUGAGAGCAAUAUUUAAAAAAAAUUCUCAGGAGAAGGCAUACAGUAUUGAGAAUUGCAUUUAAAUUUAGUUUACAUUAAAGUACUGCUUGAAAUAUGUGUGUAUCUUUACAUUGCAAAAACAAAAAACCAUGUGGGCUGAUUUAUAAAAGGGUUGGUUAUAAAGUAUUACUGCUCUUCUGAUUUUUGUGUUUUGAUGUUAAUAAUAAUGUAAAUAAAGGUUUCUAUUUAAAACCAGAACUUGGUGAUUUAGUAUGUCAGCUGUUUAAGCUCUGAAGGGUGCCAAUUAUAUUCUAACAGGGCCAGCAAUGUAGCAUUUCCCCACCAAACCAAAAUAUAGCCACUCUUUGAGCGAUAAUGUAACACUAUUAUGUGAGAGAGGCUAGAUUUGGGGAAUGAUUUAAGAAGUCUUGGUUUCCUGGGUUUAGGUAUGUCUCAACU